GAUACCGUGAAUAUAGUGAUACUAGCUAGUCUACAGAAGGUGACCGCAGAGAAAGCAGGAGUGUAACAUUAGCACAAAGCUAUACUAAUGGCUGAAGAAAUGGACGUUAUAGUAAAGAUAGAACCAGGUACUGAUGAAUAUGGAGGCCUGUACAGUGCCAAACAGAAUGUUACAGGCGAGGCUGGAUUAGUUUUGGAAGCUAUUAAACCCAGUUCGGACAGCCUACAGCCGAAGAUCACGAACGUCGUCAGUCUAAGCGAGAUACAAAACGGUCUGCCGACCGAUAACGUCUCGACAAACGGACAGAAGAAGAGCGUAACGUAUGUGAACAGCAAAGGCGAUCGGGUGAACGUCCUUGUAGUAAACAGGUCCCCAUCUACAAGCAACCUCGGACAAUCCCCGACAAGCUCCUCGCCUGCACUGAAGAGGGCGACGGCACGGAAGUCCACCAGCGCGCCCAAGAAUCAAACGAAUGGCUUAAAGACGACGAAGACGUCCGGCAAAGCGGCCGACGGCGACGAAUUGGGAGCGUCCCUGACCAAGUACUGCUUCGACGUCAUAAACCGCCGGCACACGAAGCGGUAUCAGCCCCCCGCCGACGCCUGCGACGCCGCAGGCCGGCUGUUUGCGUGCAUGGAGUGCGGAGACACGUUCCUGUACGAGCGCAGCCUGGAGCAGCACGCGCGGCGCGUGAGCAUGUGCAUCACUCACCUAUGCGUCAAGUGCGCGCGCACCUACCAGUUCUACAAUCGCUGCUCGUUCAUCGCUCACCUUCGUCAACACUCGCUCACCGUCAACACGAUCGACUUUGGCCGCGUCCGCAUCGACGCUCCGUCGGCGAAGCUGGCGCGCUCGUGCCUGAGCGGUCUGGAGCCGGCCGACUCUCGCGCCGACGCGAACGCUCCGACCGUCCCGGCGAAGACCUCCGCCGUCGCGGCGUCGUCCGGGACGCCGGCACAGACCGUCGUCACGGCAACAUCGUCCGGAGCGCCGGCGGGGACCGUCGUCGCCGUGACGAUAGGAAGCGGCACGCAGAAGACGGCGAGAGACGGCGCGGCGACCACGAGUUCAGAGGUCGUCGUCGUCGGCGGCGUCGAGUGCACGGAGUGCUUGAAGCGUUUCGCGACGCCGGCCGCCCUCGGCCGACACUUUGCGGGCCCGACGGCUAGCUGUCGUCCGAGCGAGGUGAAGGUGUGCGCCGUCUGCAAGCACAAGAUGCCGCCAAACGCGUGCAGCCUCUCGGCGCACGUGCGCAUCCACCGGCGUGAGCCGCCGUUCACCUGCCCCGAGUGCGGCGUCGCCGUCGACGCCGCCUCGUGGGAGGCGUUCCUCUAUCACCUGCGCUACCAGUGCUGCCACUACUCGCGCUGCGUCGGCUACAAGUGCGCGGCGUGCGCGGCGAGCUACAACAGCAGCGCGUUGCUUCGCUCUCACGUCGUCAGCGUGCACGGCGAGUCCUACCUGAAGUGCCCCACGUGCCCGAUGGCGUUCAAGACGCACGCGGGAUUCGAGGUGCACCACGCCGCCACGCACCCGUCGGAGACGCUCGCGAUGCCGAGAUCGAUCUACAAGUGUCCCGAGUGCGACACGGUGUUCCACCAUAACGCGCAGCUGCAGGCGCACCUUCAGAGCCACGAGGCGCGGCAGAGCGCCGCGACGCUACGCUUCAUCUACAAGUGCCUCGACUGCUACAAGCUGUUUGACACCGUGGAGCUGAUGGCGGAGCACGGCAAGAGCCACGCGCACGUCGUCCACAACGUGUGCACGCUCUGCGGGGCCGUCUUCGAGACGCUCGCCGACUUGUGCUUGCACCGUUACCGCGCGCACCGCGACUCCAACGCCGCCGCGAACCUCCCCAAGCCGCAGCCGAAGACGGCGUCGUCGUUGCGGGGGAACGCCGCCGCGGCGGCGCGGGGGACGCCGUACCCGGUGUGCCUCGCAUGCCGGGUGCGCGCGCCCGACAACCAGUCGCUGGCGUCGCACAUCAGGGCGGCGCACGGCGGCGCGCGCAGCAUGUGCAUGACGUGCGGCGGCACGUUCAUGUCGCGCAGCGGCAUGAAGCUGCACGGCCGCCGACACCGGCAGGACGGACGACACAUCUGCGCGCUGUGCAACAACCUGCCGUUCCCGGACGCCGACACGCUCGCACUGCACGCCGGCUCCGCCCACUUCAAGCCGCGUGCGUGCGCCGGCGGCCCUCCGCAGAAGGGUCGCGGCGAGGGGGCGGUGGCAGCGGCGGCGGCGACUCCGCCCGCGCCCGCCGUGAAGAUGAAGAAGUUUACGGCUGCCGAACUCAGCGAGCCUUCCUUCUCCGUCGCCGCCGCCUCCUCCUCCGCCGCUGCAGGGGGAACCCCAGAGCGCCGCGUGAAGGUCAAGAAGGAGGAGGAGGAGCACGCGCAGGAGAUCCACCUCCUCGCCAAGCAGCGGCCCUACCUCUGCUGGCUCUGCCGCGAGAAGAACUUCCCCAACCGCAAGCUGCUGCAGCGGCACAUCGUCACGCGGCACGGCGUCGUCGCCGCCGACAUCCGCUGGGAGCAGCUGCGGCUCGCCGAGAAGCGGCCGCUCGCCGUGGCGACGGCCGGACGCGGCGUGUCGCACACGACGGCAAAGCGGCUGCGCGUCGCCACGGGCAACGGCGGCGACGACGACGCGUACGUCUGCGUGAAGUGCGAGUUUGCGACGGCCGACGCGGCGGCGUUCCGGGAGCACAUAGCGCAGCACAGGGAGCCGGCGUCCUACCAGUGCGCGGAGUGCGGACAGUGCUUCGUCGUUGCGCCUGCACUGCGGCGCCAUCUAUACUUCGUGCACAAGGUGCGGCGCGCCGACGCCGACAUCGAGCAGGAGGAGGAGGAGGCGGCGGGGAGGCGCGGCGCGGCGGGGAGACGGGAAGCGCGCGAGGAGGAGGGGGAGGGGCCGGGUGGGAGUUCUUCUCUCGAGUGCAGCGUCUGCUACCGGGUGUUUGAGAACGUCGGAGCGCUGAAGACACACAUCCGCUCGCACGGCAUGGCGUUUAUCCGCUCAAAGCGAGCGAGUCCGUAA
This is a messenger RNA of Priapulus caudatus, 3039 nucleotides long. Its product is annotated as zinc finger protein 687-like. Bases 88 to 3039 code for a protein of 983 amino acids. The record is from RefSeq and is a predicted model, not a curated record. The transcript has 3 exons. Lineage: Eukaryota; Metazoa; Priapulida; Priapulimorpha; Priapulimorphida; Priapulidae.